AUGAAGGUCUACUCCUGGUUAGCUUUGGCCUCUGCGCCUCUUGCUAUGGCCAACAAGGUCCAGAAUGCCUACCCGGACAACGCUGCCCGAACAGUGGAACUGGAGAUGGAUGAGCGAAGCAUCGCCAUUGCCAGCGGCAUGGCUGGUCACGGCAUCACUGCCAACGCUCUGACCGAGAUCAUCAUCAUCUGGGCCAACCCUGGUGGCGGUGCCGCUACCACCACCUACAACCAAAAGGUCACCGUCACCGAGACCGUGACUGUUGGAGGACAGACCUCAACCGCUGCCGCUGCCGGUGCUACCCACACCGUCACCGUUGGAGGAGCCGCUGGCCUUGUCUACUCUCCUCCUCAGCUCAACAACAUCCCCGUUGGUGACACCGUCAUCUUCGAGUUCCAGUCCAUGAACCACACCGUUACCCAGUCUGCUUUCGACACUCCUUGCAAGAAGCUCGAUGGUGGUAUGGAUUCUGGCUUCCAGGCCAACCCCAACAACACCAUCUCUCCUGCUCCCCAGGUUGCUAUGCAGGUUAUGGCCUCUACUCCUCUCUGGUUCUACUGCCGACAGAAGGGCCACUGCGGUAAGGGCAUGGUGUUCUCCAUCAACCCUACCGCUGCCAAGACCCAGGCUCAGUUCCAACAGCUGGCUAUUGCUCAGAACGGCACUGGUGCUGCUACUCCCAUCACUGGUGGUUCCAGCUCUGCUGCUCCCGCUCCCCCGCCUGCGCAGUCUGCUCCUCCUGCUGCCGCUCCUCCCCCGGCCGCUCCUCCCGCUCAGUCUGCCCCCCCUGCUGCUGCUCCCCCUGCUGGCGGAGACAACAGCAUCCAACCCGGCAAGGGAACUGUUGGCGCUGAUGGUAGCUGCUCUUGCUUCGUCCAGUGUGCCCCUGGUAGCUUCCCCGUGAAUGCUGCCCAGGGUGUUGGUGCCCACGGUGGCUGGGGUGGUGCUCUUCCCAUGAACAUGGCUGCCAUGUCAUAA
This is a messenger RNA of Trichoderma aggressivum f. europaeum, 978 nucleotides long. RefSeq lists its product as uncharacterized. The record is from RefSeq and is a predicted model, not a curated record. NCBI's taxonomy places the organism in Eukaryota, Fungi, Ascomycota, Sordariomycetes, Hypocreales, Hypocreaceae. Bases 1 to 978 code for a protein of 325 amino acids. The transcript is spliced from 2 exons.